GCAUGGGCUCACUUCGUGCCAGAGCAGAACCCGAGUCGCUCCUGCCCAAACUCCAUCUUUCACCUCUCGCGGCAAGCAUUUGGGCGUGGGAUCGUUCAGAAACGAGUCAAUCAACACGAAUUCUUUACAACUGCAAAGUUGUCAAGGUGUUCUGUGACGUUUGAUAUUUUUUUGUGACGUACAUAGCUGGUUGAUAUUCGGGCUCAAGCUCUCGGAGCAUCAGUUGUCGAUCGAGAACUUGAGUUGAGGGUAUCACACUGCACCCAUCGCUCAUCAUCAUCAUCAUCCAUCCCUAAUCAAGGAAUACCUCUUACAUCAUGGAAAGUUCAUCAAUAACGACGUGGUGCCUUGUAUGGGCUUCAAUGAUUGUCGAAGCUUUUGGCGAAUCAUCUAAAAACCAAGAGAACGUCGACUCUGGACCAUUAGCCGUCAUCGCUCCCGCUCUCCUUAUCGCCCUCGCAGUCUCCAUCAUGGCCGUGGCCGCCCUCUCAAUCCGUGCUCUACGACGACAGGAACCCUCUGAGAUCUCAAUCCAUCUCGGCAAAGCAGCGUCCACUGCUGUCGACGUCAAUGCCCUCGGUCCACCGAGCCUCGCACUCGACCUCGAUGACGAUAAUAUACUGGAAUUCGAUGAUGAGGAGGAGGAAGAGGAGGAUGAGGCUACGAAGGAAGAGGUCAAAACCAGGAGAUUAGGCAACUUGGCCCAAGUGAUGAAGAGUGGAAGAUUUUUCAGGGGGAAUGGCAUGGAAGAAUUGCCUUACUCUCCAAGACAUUGCCGAAGAUGGCAAGCUUCUUCGCAAUCACAAACAAGAUAGUCCUCUCCCAAAAUAUGGUGAUCAUCCAAGUCUUGGAAACACCUCUCGUUCUACAACUCAACGUCGGUUUCAUGUCAACACAGAUUGCAUCGGUUUCAUGCCAACGACGAUGACAUCGGGUUCUCGCCAAGACGAUGACAUCGUUUCACUCGAAAGCCGACCUCGACCUGACUAUGAACUCCGACAUGGCUCUUGAGAGAGGUUGAUAACAAGAACUUUGGUCUGCAACUCAACUUCGGUUUCAUGCCAACGACGAUGACAUCGUUCAUAAUGGUCGUCGAAAAGAUUUACUCGUAGGCCGCCCUCGAAACUCCGACAUCGCUCUUGGGAGAUCGGGAUAACAAGAACACUUUCCGAAAGUUGAAUAUUCAAAAACAUUUUAUCAGUACUAUAUACGGACGUUUCUCCGAGAAAGGAAAUUGUAACGACCAAGUCUUAUUUUGUAAAUAAGAAAAAAAUUAUUUAUUUUGAUACAUCGCCGUUGAAUCGGCAAUACUGGAUACUGAUGUUAUUUUUAUACAAAUUCCGCUGAAUAUAUUUAUGUGUUUUAUGAUCAAAUUAAUAUUAUGCAUAUACAGUUUUUAUCAAAAUUAAAUUGUUGGGAGGUUUGAUAAUUUUUUUGAAAAUUUGUUCGAGUAAUAUAAAAAAAAAUCUGGUUAAUAUCCACUAAUUAUAAUAGGUCGAUUCCACAAUAGAAUAAUGAUGUAACUCAUUGAAUACGAGAAACAUGUACUCUGAUAGUUGGUAUAGCAUCGGAAUAGAAUAUUGGAAACGGGUACAGGCGAAAAGCCAAACGCAUUUUCAUAGAACUAAACAUGUUAAAUGCUAUUAAAAAAUAAAGUACGAGAAUGACACAUUAUCUAAAUUAUGGUGUCGGUGGAUCGAAUUACAUAAGGGCAUUGAAGUUGCCCCCAAAAGAAAAGGUUAUCCAAACUGUUCACAUACAUGUUUUACAUAAUAUUGUACAAAAUCAAAAGUGUUAAUGCUCAUUUGGAGGACAUGGUAUCAAUGCUAUAUAUGCAAUAAUAAUACACAUCCAAAUAACUA
This is a messenger RNA of Lytechinus variegatus (green sea urchin), 1862 nucleotides long. RefSeq lists its product as uncharacterized. Lineage: Eukaryota; Metazoa; Echinodermata; Echinoidea; Temnopleuroida; Toxopneustidae. The record is from RefSeq and is a predicted model, not a curated record. The transcript is spliced from 3 exons. Bases 318 to 815 code for a protein of 165 amino acids.